Molecule: messenger RNA, 675 nt
Organism: Centruroides sculpturatus (bark scorpion)
Lineage: Eukaryota; Metazoa; Arthropoda; Arachnida; Scorpiones; Buthidae
Product: ikitoxin-like
Exons: 2
Coding region: 34-342 (102 amino acids)
Cellular component (GO): extracellular region
Molecular function (GO): toxin activity; sodium channel inhibitor activity
Source: RefSeq, a predicted model, not a curated record
UAAUGCAGUGCAUUCAAAAGUUUAGAUAGAAACAUGAACGUAGCACUGUUGUUCCUGAUAACAUUAUCCUUGGUGUUGAUACAUAACGCCGAAUCGAAGAAAGAGAUUCCGGGCGGUUAUCCUAUAAAUCGAUUCGAAUGUACUUACGAAUGUGCUCACGCUGACACGGACCAUAUUCGAUGCAAGAAUUUGUGUAAACAAUUGGGAGGAAGUUGGGGGUAUUGUUAUUGGAAUACCUGUUACUGCGAAUAUCUUCCAGAUUCAGUGCCUCAGAAAAAUAGUAUCGAAGUUUUUAGCUGCGGAGCCACUAUCGUUGGAGUGCCUGAUACCGAACAACAGUAAAGAAUUGUUGAAAUAAAAUAAAAUAUAUUAGGCCAGUUAUCUGUGUAGUUCCUUUUUAUAUAAACUAAGCUCCCUGUUCUACAUCCAGAAACAAUUUAAAUAUUGUCAAUAAAUUAUAUUAAAGUGAAAAUCUUUCCGUAAUCAAAACUGUUUGGAGGGUAUACAAGAAUAACAAUCUGAUCCAUAAGGGUUUAAUGCAUUUUAUUAUUCAUUAAUUUCAAUAGUAAAAAUUUUAAAUACAAAGAUUCUUUUCUAGUUUGGUCGGUGGACCAGGGUCAGGUCUACAAAGAGACUAAUAAGGUUUAUGGACUGAGCCCACAAGUGUCAAGAGGC